AUGGUCAAAGCUGUUGCUGUCCUCCGCGGUGAUGCCAAGGUCUCCGGCACCGUCACCUUCGAGCAGGCCGACGAGAACGCCCCGACCACCAUCUCGUGGAACAUCACCGGCAACGACGCCAACGCCGAGCGCGCAUUCCACGUCCACCAGUUCGGUGACAACACCAACGGCUGCACCUCCGCUGGUCCUCACUUCAACCCCUUCGGCAAGACCCACGGUGCUCCCACCGAUUCUGAGCGCCACGUCGGUGACCUGGGCAACUUCAAGACCAAUGCCGAGGGCAAUGCCACUGGUACCAUGCAGGACAAGCUGGUGAAGCUAAUCGGUGCCGAGAGCGUCCUGGGCCGUACUCUUGUCGUCCACGCUGGCACUGACGACCUCGGCAAGGGUGGUAACGAGGAGUCCAAGAAGACCGGUAACGCCGGUGCUCGCCCCGCUUGCGGCGUUAUUGGCAUUGCCAACUAA
Penicillium lagena is the source of this 465-nucleotide messenger RNA. RefSeq names its product superoxide dismutase SOD1 (gene sod1). The transcript has 5 exons. Gene Ontology annotation, molecular function: copper ion binding; superoxide dismutase activity. Gene Ontology annotation, biological process: removal of superoxide radicals. The record is from RefSeq and is a predicted model, not a curated record. NCBI's taxonomy places the organism in Eukaryota, Fungi, Ascomycota, Eurotiomycetes, Eurotiales, Aspergillaceae. The coding region runs from base 1 to 465 and encodes 154 amino acids.